GUAGAGGACGUGAAGAAAUUCUGCAGUAUUAAAGACAACGUCGACCAUAAGCGAUUUCUCACUUAGGAGACCGCAUGCAGGUGUUUUUUCUUCCCGUCUUCCGUAGGUCAGGGAGACCAGCAUGAUCUUCGCGGGUAUCACGACUAUUAGUGCCCUAUAUAGAAGGCUACAGCUGUUGUACGUUUAUGUUUAAAGCGGGGACGAAAAGGGUAGGAGGUGUGUUGGCUGAUGGUCUGGCUUAUCGCGGUAGAGGUCAGGAGUUUCUUCUGGUUCUCUCCUUCUUCCUCUUAUUUAAGCUUUUCUUUUUAAGGGGACGAAAUAAAAGGAAAAUAGCCGACGUGACUGACAGUCUGCCUCUAGAUGAGGGGAGAAAAAACAUGAUCGUCUAUAUCACCACUCUGGUCAGCAAACCUGCUGAAGGCUCAUCUGCAUCUGUUGAAGAAGGUUCUCCUAGUUCGGCCCUGACGCUUGCUAGUGGUGUGCGUGAACUUACUAAAGAGUAUUAUCGACUACGGGUAGGGCAUACAAAAAAUUAAGGCUCGUGGUCCUUGAGACAGAUCUGUUCCUUCAUUCAUCUACCCGAAAAAUGGAAGUGUGCGAGUACAGCUAACUGAAAUAGACGUCGCUACCCUUCUUUAAGUAAACGUCGCGACCCUAAUUGAAAUAAACAUAAAGGGGUCACAACGUCGCUACCUUUCUUUAAGUUAUACUGCUCCUACUAACUCCUCCUCCCUACUCCUCCCUACUCCUCCCUACUCCUUCCUACUCCUCCCUACUCCUUCCCACUCCUUCCUACUCCUUCCUACUCCUUCCUACUCCUUCCUACUCCUUCCUACUCCUUCCUACUCCUUCCUACUCCUUCCUACUCCUUCCUACUCCUUCCUACUCCUUCCUACUCCUUCCUACUCCUUCCUACUCCUUCCUACUCCUUCCUACUCCUUCCUACUCCUUCCUACUCCUUCCUACUCCUUCCUACUCCUUCCUACUCCUUCCUACUCCUUCCUACUCCUUCCUACUCCUUCCUACUCCUUCCUACUCCUUCCUACUCCUUCCUACUCCUUCCUACUCCUUCCUACUCCUUCCUACUCCUUCCUACUCCUUCCUACUCCUUCCUACUCCUUCCUACUCCUUCCUACUCCUUCCUACUCCUUCCUACUCCUUCCUACUCCUUCCUACUCCUUCCUACUCCUUCCUACUCCUUCCUACUCCUUCCUACUCCUUCCUACUCCUUCCUACUCCUUCCUACUCCUUCCUACUCCUUCCUACUCCUUCCUACUCCUUCCUACUCCUUCCUACUCCUUCCUACUCCUUCCUACUCCUUCCUACUCCUUCCUACUCCUUCCUACUCCUUCCUACUCCUUCCUACUCCUUCCUACUCCUUCCUACUCCUUCCUACUCCUUCCUACUCCUUCCUACUCCUUCCUACUCCUUCCUACUCCUUCCUACUCCUUCCUACUCCUUCCUACCCCUUCCUACUCCUUCCUACUCCCCUUGCCUUCCUACUCCCCUUGCCUUCCUACUCCCCUUGCCUUCCUACUCCCCUUGCCUUCCUACUCCCCUUGCCUUCCUACUCCUUGCCUUCCUACUCCUUGCCUUCCUACUCCUUGCCUUCCUACUCCUUGCUUUCCUACUCCUUGCCUGCCUACUCCUUGCCUGCCUACUCCUUGCACGCCUACUCCUUGCCCCCCUGCUCCUUGCUUUCCUACUCCUUGCCUCCCUACUCCUUGCCUCCCUACUCUUUGCCUUCUUACUCCUUGCCCUCCUGUUCCUUGCCUCCCUGCUCCUUGCUUGCUUCCUGCUCCUUGCCUUCUUGCUCUCUGCCUUCCACCUGCUCUUUGCCUUCCACCUGCUCUUUGCCUUCCACCUGCUCUUUGCCUUCCACCUGCUCUUUGCCUUCCACCUGCUCUUUGCCUUCCUACUCCUUGCCUUCCUGCUCCUUGCCUUCCUACUCCUUGCCUUCCUACUCCUUGCCUUCCUACUCCUUGCCUUCCAGCUCCUUGCCUUCUUACUCCUUGCUUCCUUACUCCUUGCGUUGCCUUCUUACUCCUUCCUACUCCUUUUAUGAAGACCGUUCGCCUAUGAGCUCGCCGCUGACUUUGUCACCCGGAUGCCCCUCAGGUUGGGAAGCUAUGGAAGCUGCGGCCGUUAUUGUGACGAGCCUCAGCCAUAGAUACUGUGACUAGCCUCGUCCGCUUUACUAUGACUGGCCGCAGACUUAUUGCGGCUAGUCUCAGUCUUGCCGUGACUAGUCUCAGUUUUACUGUGACGGGCUUCAAACUUAUUGCGACUAGCUUCGGCCUUAGUUACUGUGACUAGCCUCGCCCCCACUGUGACUAGUUUCGCGCCCACUUUGAUCGGCUUCCGACUUAUUUCGACUAGCCUCAGACUUACUGCGACUGGCCUCGCGCUCACUGUGACCAUUUUCAAACUUGACCACUCUCAGGCAAUAGCGUCAGGCUUUCGCUUAGGUGUUUGGCCUUUCUGAUCUCUCUUACUCUUUGUCCUUCUUAAUUAAUCCUUCUUAAUCUUUCUUAAUCUUUCUUAAUCUUUCUUAAUCUUUCCUAAUCUUUCUUACUCCUUCCUACUCCUUCCUACUCCUUCCUACUCCUUCCUACUCCUUCCUACUCCCUCCUAAUCCUUCCUACUCCUUCCUACUCCUUCCUACUCCUUCCUACUCCUUCCUACUCCUUCCUACUCCUUCCCACUCCUUCCUACUCCUUCCUACUCCUUCCUACUCCUUCCUACUCCUUCCUACUCCUUCCUACUCCUUCCUACUCCUUCCUACUCCUUCCUACUCCUUCCUACUCCUUCCUACUCCUUCCUACUCCUUCCUACUCCUUCCUACUCCUUCCUACUCCUUCCUACUCCUUCCUACUCCUUCCUACUCCUUCCUACUCCUUCCUACUCCUUCCUACUCCUUCCUACUCCUUCCUACUCCUUCCUACUCCUUCCUACUCCUUCCUACUCCUUCCUACUCCUUCCUACUCCUUCCUACUCCUUCCUACUCCUUCCUACUCCUUCCUACUCCUUCCUACUCCUUCCUACUCCUUCCUACUCCUUCCUACUCCUUCCUACUCCUUCCUACUCCUUCCUACUCCUUCCUACUCCUUCCUACUCCUUCCUACUCCUUCCUACUCCUUCCUACUCCUUCCUACUCCUUCCUACUCCUUCCUACUCCUUCCUACUCCUUCCUACUCCUUCCUACUCCUUCCUACUCCUUCCUACUCCUUCCUACUCCUUCCUACUCCUUCCUACUCCUUCCUACUCCUUCCUACUCCUUCCUACUCCUUCCUACUCCUUCCUACUCCUUCCUACUCCUUCCUACUCCUUCCUACUCCUUCCUACUCCUUCCUACUCCUUCCUACUCCUUCCUACUCCUUCCUACUCCUUCCUACUCCUUCCUACUCCUUCCUACUCCUUCCUACUCCUUCCUACUCCUUCCUACUCCUUCCUACUCCUUCCUACUCCUUCCUACUCCUUCCUACUCCUUCCUACUCCUUCCUACUCCUUCCUACUCCUUCCUACUCCUUCCUACUCCUUCCUACUCCUUCCUACUCCUUCCUACUCCUUCCUACUCCUUCCUACUCCUUCCUACUCCUUCCUACUCCUUCCUACUCCUUCCUACUCCUUCCUACUCCUUCCUACUCCUUCCUACUCCUUCCUACUCCUUCCUACUCCUUCCUACUCCUUCCUACUCCUUCCUACUCCUUCCUACUCCUUCCUACUCCUUCCUACUCCUUCCUACUCCUUCCUACUCCUUCCUACUCCUUCCUACUCCUUCCUACUCCUUCCUACUCCUUCCUACUCCUUCCUACUCCUUCCUACUCCUUCCUACUCCUUCCUACUCCUUCCUACUCCUUCCUACUCCUUCCUACUCCUUCCUACUCCUUCCUACUCCUUCCUACUCCUUCCUACUCCUUCCUACUCCUUCCUACUCCUUCCUACUCCUUCCUACUCCUUCCUACUCCUUCCUACUCCUUCCUACUCCUUCCUACUCCUUCCUACUCCUUCCUACUCCUUCCUACUCCUUCCUACUCCUUCCUACUCCUUCCUACUCCUUCCUACUCCUUCCUACUCCUUCCUACUCCUUCCUACUCCUUCCUACUCCUUCCUACUCCUUCCUACUCCUUCCUACUCCUUCCUACUCCUUCCUACUCCUUCCUACUCCUUCCUACUCCUUCCUACUCCUUCCUACUCCUUCCUACUCCUUCCUACUCCUUCCUACUCCUUCCUACUCCUUCCUACUCCUUCCUACUCCUUCCUACUCCUUCCUACUCCUUCCUACUCCUUCCUACUCCUUCCUACUCCUUCCUACUCCUUCCUACUCCUUCCUCCUCCUUCCUACUCCUUCCUACUCCUUCCUACUCCUUCCUACUGUUCCCACUACCACUGCCGGUGGAUGCGUCAGGUCUUAAUUUUUCAGUUUCUACUAAUAUUUAACAAGAUGUUGAAGUCAUGUGGAGUCAGUCUCUACUAAAGAUGAGCAAGUAGCGCUUGCUUCAGUCUCUAAUGAAAUGCGUGUGAAAAAACGGGCAUGCGAGAGCGCGUUGCUUUGGAUAUGUAUUGGGAAGGUGGCGAAGUAGUAUCCGGGAAAUCUUUAGCAAAGCUUCAGCGCAGGCUCGCCAUUUAAGGACGAAGAUGAUGCUUUUUGCAUCUUUCUAUGUAUCCCUUAUUUCAAGAAAUGGGUUAGUACCGUUGUACCUCAGUGCACCUUUUUAUCAGACCACCUUCCUUAAAGGCUCUCUUGCUACUUACGUCACUAUAGGGGUAGUGUACGUUCUUUUUAAGAAAAAACGAAAAGGGUAUUAUAGUAAUAUUAGUAUUUAUAGCAUUAGCAACUGGCGGGAAUCUCUUAAGCGCCUCCCUUCAGGAGCUUCCUUAAGGAGCUUCUUACUUUAAGGAAAUUGAUUUCCUUAAAGGUUUUCUAUUGGAGAAAAUUCAACUAAGGACUGCAAAAAUCCGGACAAAAUUCAAUCUUUCCGGGCAUGACGCGAAUCCGCAGAAUACUCGCCGCCUACUGCGUUCCCUUCUGGAAAACCCUCACCCAGUUGCGAGCCAAGAACUUCGGGCACCCUCCAAAUCCCCGCGCCCCUCCAGAAUCCCCCAGCUCACAUCUGCAGGCUGGUGCGGUGGACUCUGGAGGGGCGCGGGGAAUCACAUGAAACGAAACCAAAAGACAGAAAAACCAAGAGGAAGCAAGUGGCAACAGCCGCUAAGCGGAGCACUUCCAGGACGAGGAGGCGGCAAUAAAGACCGCUUUUGUGCAGUUCUUAGUUGACUUAGCGCCAUUAUAAAAAAUUACUAUAGCAUAACUUUCCCUAAGAAGCAAAGACAUUCCUUAAGGAGCUCCCUUAAGGGCGACUUGUUAUAGACUUAGGCUAAUAACAAGGGCUCCUUAGUUAAGGCGCUUGCUAGUGCUACGAGUUCAAAGCUACCGAGAAGGAACGUGUGAACGCCUUCCGCCAGAUAAUGCACAAGGAAAGUCAAGCGAGUUCCUGGCUUUUUUUUCGCUUGUCAGAUCUGUCGACCUUUCUAUGAAAUCGAGCCAGUGAAUUGUUUGACUGAGGAGAUUCCUCGCCAACUAAAAGGAUUGGGGCUGUUUUUUUGGUGGUGUCGGUAUCUCUCCUUCUAUAAGAUAUGACAAGAAAUCACUCACCACCUUGAGGCGUGGCCUUCUCCUGAAGUGCGGCUAUGGGGGUGCAUAGUAAUGCCAUCAGCGCUGCCGCCUCUUUCAUUGAUCUGCCGACGAAAUCAACACAAGGCGUUCGCGGCUGGUGUUAGUUUGUAGGCUACUCAAGUACACCAGCCACAACGGCAGCAAGACACUACGCGCCCACCCCUAGCGAAUCGCCUCAACGAACUUCCAGCCGCUACCCUUAUCGUGCGGCGCCUUUGCCUUUUUUCAAAAACUUCAGGGAGGUCAUUCAAAUACAGAGAAAACUGAGCGACCCCCGUGGAGUUUUUGGAGAAAUGUUAGCGCAUUCCCCCUCCGCGACUACCUUCCGCGCACAGCAAUCGACCACAGGAGCGCGCGGCCGUGUCCAGGUUUGGCCUUCUCAUAGGCAUGACGAUGCCCAACCAAGACAGAGGCCCCACCCUUCAGAUAUGGAGGGGCCCAGGCAUAUUCGUUCCCCUAACAAGCAUCGACGCCCUCCGGGUCCUCUACUUCUGUACACUACACGCAUCCAUGCGCCCAAGUUUGUCUGUAGUUAGGUAGCGGGUUGGCCAUAGCUAAGUAGCUCGCUAGCUGCUCGGCAGGCAUGCCGAGCCUGCUAGCUGCUCAGUAGGCAUAGAUGGCCUGCUGGCUGCUUUUUAGGCAGGCCUAGCCUGUUAGCUGCUCCGCCGUAGCUAUCGAGCCCACCGCCCCGCUAGCAGCUGCUCGCUUUUAUCUAGCUGGCUGGCUAGGGCUAGGCAAGCUAGCCCCUUGCCUAUGGCAAGCUUGCUAGCUGCUUGGCGAAAUCUGGCUCAGCAGCUGCUUUGCCGUCGCCAGUCUUCCAACUUUGCCGCGUCCCGCGAGCUUGCUAGCUAGCUUGGCCAUGGCCACGGUGCUCUUAUCUGCCUAGUUUGUUGCUGCCGCCCUAUGCCCAGCGCAGCGGGCCCUUGGUGGGCCCGCUUUCUGGGCAUGUGCCUAUGCGUUAUUUUAAGGACAGACGAAAAGGGUAUAGUAGUAUACGUUUUUAAGGAUAUGAACAUGAAACAAAAGGGUUUUUGCCGUGAAUUUGGCCUACUCAGACCUACUUUCAUAGAAUGUAGGCAGCUGAAAACCGUGACCAUUUUUCAUAAUAUGCAGCAGCUGAAAAGCGUGACCACGAAAAUGGUUGAGGACGAAAAAGAAACCAAGCCUGGCGUGGAAGCACUAAUGAAAAAAGAUCCGAUUUCGCCGGAUGAGGAAAAGAUCAAAAGCGAGUGGCGAAGGUUUGAGCAAUAUGUGGAGAUGGCAGAAGAGACCCAAAUUUCACUCGACUUUCUCACGGGGGCGCACAUCUUAAGGCUUUUCUUUAGAAGCUCGUGGUCAUCUUCUCAUGAAAAGUGGUCAUCUGACCAGAGAUCAGCUAAAAAAUCUUCUUCUCCCGAAAAGUGGAAUGAUCAAAUCUAUUGUUAUUAAUAAUACGCGAACAAGACUGACGCAUGAUUCACUACGAGACUGAACCAGUGGCCAUAAUGCUGAUGAAGAUUGACAAGUGAGCUUUUAGUAGAAGAUGAUACGAGACUGAAAGAGGACAUGCCGCAGUUCGAUCGCAGUCUGGCUAUGUCGUUUCUUACGGCUACUUGGCUUCAUGGGCGUGGCUUAGUGACUUGGCUUAAUGGCCCUUUUACUUUUAGUGGCUAAGUUGAGUAAAAAACUAGUUGCAUCGGUGGGGGAGAUAGGCAUGUAAGUAGUUCUAUGGAAAAAGCGAACAUCUACAACGAGUAUAUCUACAAUGUGCUCUGAUUGAUUAGUUGACUGGUUGACGGAUUCUCAAGUUCAUUGCGAGCUGCAUAAUAUACAUAGAUGCCCAGAAAGCGUGCCCAUGCAUGCAUCAAGGGCCCGCUGGGGUGGGCUGGGCAUACUUAGGUUAACAAACUAGACAGAUAACUAAGACACAGAAAGACAAGCGAAAAAAGUCGCUAAGUCUGCUCGCCAAGACUGGAAAGGCUGGCAAGCUGGCUCCCUCUGCGGCGAGGCUAGUAAGCUGGCUACUGCCUUGGCCGACUUGCUGACAUACUGGGAAGCCAAUGGGCGCCAAGCUCGGCCUCGGCGAGCUCACAAGCCUAGACUAGCUGGCUUGGGGGCCAUCCGUGGCGAGGUAGCUCAGGAGCCAUGGCUAGCUAGCUUGGAAGCCAUGGCCAGCCCGCUUCGAAGCAGUGGCCGCAAGGUAACGAUCCUGCCCAGAAGUCGCGGCCAGCUAGCCUGGAAGCCAUGGCGAGCCAGCUCAGAGGGAAGCCAUGGCGGCGGCUUAGCAUAGCUCAGAGUGAAAAUGAAGCCAAAGCCAGCUAGCUUAGAAGCCAUGCCCAGCCAGCUUGGAAGCCAUAGCGAGCUAGCCCAGAAACCGGGACCAGCUAGCUUUGAAGCCCUGGCCUCUGAAGGCGUGGCCAGCUAGCUUGGAAGCCAUGGCCAGCCAGCCCAGCUUGCUGGAAGCCAUGGCGAGCGGAGCUAGCUCAGAAGCCCUGACCAGCUAGCUUGGAAACCCUGACCAGCCAUCCCGGAAGGCAUGGUGAGCGAGGUCCGAAGCCAUUGCCAGCUAGCUUAGACCUUAGAAAGAAGCCAUGGCCAGCCAGCUUGGAAGCCAUGGCCAUGGCGCGCUAGCUCUGAAGCCCUGGCCAGCUAGCUUAGAAGCGUUGGGCAUCUAGCUAUGAAGCCUUGGCCAGGUGACUCUGAUUCUGAAGCCUUGGCCAGCUUGCUAGCCCUGAAGCCUUGGCGGCCAGCUUGCUAGCUUACUGGGAAGCCAAGCAAGCAAUGAAUUUGAGCGCCAUGGCUGACUAGCUCAGAACCCGUCGCCAGCUUGCUCGCCUCGAAGCCUUGGCCAGCUAGCUCAGAAGCCAUCGGCAGAUAGCUUCGAAGCUAUGGCCAGUCAGCUUGGAAGCCAUGGGGAGGGAGCUCCAAAGCCAUGGCCAUGUAGCUUCGAAGCCAUGGCCAGCCAGCUCAGAAGCCACGGGCAGCGCCAGCUAGCUCAGAAGCCAUGGCCAGAUAGGUUAGAAGCUAUGGCCAGUCAGUUUGGAAGCCAUGGGGAGGGAGCUCCAAAGCGAUGGCCAUGUAGCUUCGAAGCCAUGGCCUGGCCAGCCAGCUUAGAAGCCUUGGCCAGUUGGCUCAGAGUGUGGCCUCGCCUGGCCAGCUAGCUCGGAAGCCUUGGGCGGCUCCCUAGGUAGCCUAGAGGCCACCGGCUGGCCAGCUGCUUCUGUCACAGCUGUCGCAGCUUCUGCGCUAGCCGCUUCCUUAAGGGAGGGCCCUUAAGGAGGGGGCUAUAAUAGCCACUUUUAAUAAGAGAGGGGUCCCUAAGGGGGCUUUUUAAGGGUGGCACACCUUUAAGGAACUUCCCCAAGGAGCUUCCUUAAGGGCCCACCCUUAAGAAGACCGUAGAAUUUGCUUAACUGUAUAUUAUAAGUAUUGAUAUUCAUCUACGCGGAGUGUGUCAUCUAUGGCCUUUCUUUUCAUGUAGGAAACAGGUCGAGGUCACUUCACAGAUGAAUUUACAUUUAAUUUAGAUUCGAUGUUACCUGAAUCUUCGGAGAUACUCCGCGAGCUAGAUGUAGAUCCUCGGAGGUCAUCUUGCAAUACUCAAGAGGUCGUGUGAGACAGGCAGACCCGUAUUUGAUUGAUUCAACGUGGUUGCAACCCCUACCCCUAUUCUUCCAUAAAUUUGGUUUUCCAUGAUAGGACUCCAUAGGAUACGAUAUGCUUCUUCCCCACCAGAGAUGAAGAAGCACAAGCUUUUUGCUCACUGGUGCGGUCGUGUAAUUAAAUUAGAACUACGGAACAAGAAGUCUUCCUCACAACUGAAAUUAGGACUGCGGUUCUCGUUGCGCGACUUCUUGUUCAUUUUCCGUUGGAUCCUCAUUCACAACUUUCAAAAGAAUAUCAGUACAUUGGCCCUCUUCCUCGGUCCACCUUUACUAUUACUCAUUUCCUUAGGAUGCAUGGACUAUAUCGUGCUCCUUCGUCUACUUCCCCCUCCCCCCAGAGCGACAACAACGCCUGAUCUAAGUUUCCGUUAGACCGAACCCCUGGAGGGGAUCUCUUGGGAUUGAGCGACCUCUGGAUCCACCUGCCGUUCUUUCCCUCAAGACGCGCGCUUCUACUCGAGCGAUACUUUCUUUAUGAGGCGUGAUGAAGAAGCGUUAGUAGAACUAGUAGUUAGUAGAUACUUUCUUUAUACGAAGCGUCAGUAGAACUAGUAGUACUAGUAGCAUAGUACUACUUACCCGCCAUGUCCCUACUGGCACGAGCAACAAGGAUAGAGAUCAUGAGAUCACACGAAGCAAGACAUAAAAAGAAGUACUGCGUAGUGGUUCUUCUUAACCCCUGGACGAGUGGGUACAUUCACUCACUCACUCACUCACGCGUUAGUAGAACUAGUAGCACUGGUAGCAUAGUACCCAAAAAACUUUCACCUUUUGGGUAAUAGAGUACUAUCAUCUAAUGAGAUGUUUUUGCCGCUUUUUACAUUUUGGGUAAGAGAGUACGAUGGAUCCUCUAGCGAGAUGUUUUUGUCGCUUUUUACAUUUUGGGUAAGAGAGUACGAUGGAUCCUCUAGCGAGAUGUUUUUGUCGCUUUUUACAUUUUGGGUAAGAGAGUACGAUGGAUCCUCUAGCGAGAUGUUUUUGUCGCUUUUUACAUUUUGGGUAAGAGAGUACGAUGGAUCCUCUAGCGAGAUGUUUUUGUCGCUUUUUACAUUUUGGGUAAGAGAGUACGAUGGAUCCUCUAGCGAGAUGUUUUUGUCGCUUUUUACAUUUUGGGUAAGAGAGUACGAUGGAUCCUCUAGCGAGAUGUUUUUGUCGCUUUUUACAUUUUGGGUAAGAGAGUACGAUGGAUCCUCUAGCGAGAUGUUUUUGUCGCUUUUUACAUUUUGGGUAAGAGAGUACGAUGGAUCCUCUAGCGAGAUGUUUUUGUCGCUUUUUACAUUUUGGGUAAGAGAGUACGAUGGAUCCUCUAGCGAGAUGUUUUUGUCGCUUUUUACAUUUUGGGUAAGAGAGUACGAUGGAUCCUCUAGCGAGAUGUUUUUGUCGCUUUUUACAUUUUGGGUAAGAGAGUACGAUGGAUCCUCUAGCGAGAUGUUUUUGUCGCUUUUUACAUUUUGGGUAAGAGAGUACGAUGGAUCCUCUAGCGAGAUGUUUUUGUCGCUUUUUACAUUUUGGGUAAGAGAGUACGAUGGAUCCUCUAGCGAGAUGUUUUUGUCGCUUUUUACAUUUUGGGUAAGAGAGUACGAUGGAUCCUCUAGCGAGAUGUUUUUGUCGCUUUUUACAUUUUGGGUAAGAGAGUACGAUGGAUCCUCUAGCGAGAUGUUUUUGUCGCUUUUUACAUUUUGGGUAAGAGAGUACGAUGGAUCCUCUAGCGAGAUGUUUUUGUCGCUUUUUACAUUUUGGGUAAGAGAGUACGAUGGAUCCUCUAGCGAGAUGUUUUUGUCGCUUUUUACAUUUUGGGUAAGAGAGUACGAUGGAUCCUCUAGCGAGAUGUUUUUGUCGCUUUUUACAUUUUGGGUAAGAGAGUACGAUGGAUCCUCUAGCGAGAUUUUUUUUUUGUAAUACCCCGCGAGUGGGUACAAUCAAUGAAUCAAUCAGUCAAGGAGCGUAUAUGUGCUAUCAUCUAGUGAGAUGUUUUUGUCGCUUCUAGGUAGACUUGCUUGUAGUUCUAGGUUCUAAAAUAGUAACAGCUGUCCGGUUCAGACAGGAGAGGCAUUCCCUAUCUCUAAUCUCUUGCGGAGAGACUUUUCUAAGACCACUGUAUGCACAGUCCUGCUCACCACUAUUUAUAGGGUUAUACUUCUAUGUACUUCACCUGCUCUAAUACUUCUCCACAAUCCGAGGAUCUGCGGGGAAACUGCGAAAAAUUUGGGAAAAGCAGAGGGAUACCGACUUAAGAAGCAGAUCCUUCCUAUUAGAAUUGGGAACCCUUUUCCUAUGUAUAGAAAUUAGUAGAGCAGUUUCACAGCGGAAGUGGAUGCACUCCAUGGUUAGGGUGCACUACAUCAGUUCAUAGCCACCACAUUAAGCCUAUCCGAUCCUACCCAGAAAGUAGAGUAACCUUGGAUAUUACCUAUCCGAUCUUCUCUUAUCCUGCCCAGUAAGUAAAGUAACCUUGUUGGUGUCCUCGGUUUUAUCGAUCGUCCCAUGCUAGCCGUAACGAGACGUAACUAAAGUAACCUUGGUGCAGCCCAGUAAGUAAAGUCCCCCCUCGCAAGUUGCCUCUCUGGGGGAGUCCUCAUACCAUCCGAACUCUCCAUUGG
Molecule: messenger RNA, 11921 nt
Organism: Amoebophrya sp. A25
Lineage: Eukaryota; Dinophyceae; Syndiniales; Amoebophryaceae
Source: the annotation of a GenBank genome assembly